AUGGAUCAUCAGAAUAAUUUAGUAAGCUUCAAUAAUGAAUAUACUUGUUAUGAAGCGUGGGAAACAUUUAUUAGGGUUAGCAACGAGGACGAAGAGCGAAACGCGGAAUUACGAAAAGGUCCUUGGACUCCUCAAGAGGACUCCAAGCUCACUUCUUCCAUUGUUAUUCACGGUGAAGGUCGCUGGAAUGCUCUUGCUCGUCUUGCAGGGUUGAGACGAUCAGGCAAAAGUUGUAGGUUAAGAUGGCUAAACUACUUACGUCCAGACCUACGACGUGGUCCUUUUACGCUUCAAGAACAACUGCUCGUCUUUCAGCUUUAUUUUCGUUGGGGCAAUAGGUGGUCAAAGAUAGCUGAAAAUCUACCAGGAAGAACAGAUAACGAAAUUAAGAAUUAUUGGAGGACCAAAGUACAAAAGCUAGCUAAGCAGUUUCAAUGCGAUGUAAAUAGCACUGAAUUUAAAGAUGCUUUACGCCAUUUUUGGAUUCCAAGGUUAGCUGAACAAAUUCAGGCUGCUUCAACUUCAACUUCAACUUCAACUUCAACUUCAACUGCAACAUCAUACACUACAAACGCCCAAAUCCAAGGCCCACCUUAUGAUUACGGACUUGGGCCUAACGGAAGUGCCCAAACCCAAGGCCCAUCUUAUGAUUACGGACUUGGGCCUAACGGAAGUGCCCAAACCCAAGGCCCAUCUUAUGAGUCUAAUGGUAAUAGCGCCAGUACUAGUCCAGUAGAUUGUUGCUUGUUGGAUUCAAUAUUAUCAUGGGAUAAAACUUUUCUGGACCAGUGUGUAGUUGGGCCUGAAAAUCUGUGUUCAAAGCCCAGUUCAGUGACAGAUUUAUUUGAGGCCCAUAUUUCUCCUGAGUCUGGUUCAUCUGCUGAUUUUGAUCUAGACUGGGAGCAGCUCAAUGGCCUUCUGUGGGAGAUAGACACCAACUGA
This is a messenger RNA of Beta vulgaris subsp. vulgaris (sugar beet), 942 nucleotides long. RefSeq names its product transcription factor MYB108-like. The record is from RefSeq and is a predicted model, not a curated record. Gene Ontology annotation, molecular function: DNA-binding transcription factor activity; sequence-specific DNA binding. Bases 1 to 942 code for a protein of 313 amino acids. The transcript is spliced from 3 exons. Gene Ontology annotation, biological process: regulation of DNA-templated transcription. Gene Ontology annotation, cellular component: nucleus. Lineage: Eukaryota; Viridiplantae; Streptophyta; Magnoliopsida; Caryophyllales; Amaranthaceae.